AAUAUUCCUUUCGUGUGUUCGACCGCGAGUGAAUAUUAUUUUUUUGAUAAAAACUAAAUCGUGAAGGUGAUAACACAACUCAUUAUCUGCUCUUCGGCUAUGCGAAAGUGUGAUAUAAAACUUUGACUGUUCUAUGACAAACAGUUCAGUCGUUCAUUGCUUUUCUUCCAUUGAAGAGCACCUAUUUAGUUGUUCUGUGUUUGAGUGAUUGUUGGAUUAAUUUUGUGUGUGACGAAAAAAAUAUAAUUCAAAAUGGAGCCACAGAAAUCCAUGUACCCCCAUCCGGAUCCCAAUAGCUAUGGAGGUGAAAAUACCGGUGGGUAUCCUCAUCAAACAGCCGGCUAUCCCCAUGAAUCGGGCUAUCCGCAUGAGUCAGGCUACCCCCAGCAGCCACCCCCGCAGUACGCUAUGCCACAGCCUGAAAUGCAGUACAUGCCACCCCCAAUUGUCACUCAACCCACAGCUACAAUUAUAAUGCCACCCCAGGUUGGUCCUGAUCCAACCAUGAUUACGUGCCCCUCGUGCCACAGCACCGUAGUCACGAGGAUGGAGUACGAGCCAAACACAAGGACCCACAUUUGUGCCCUUCUACUUUGUGUCUUCUGUUGCUGGCCAUGUGUAUGUGUGCCCUACUGUGUGGACUCCUGCCAGAGUGGCAAUCACUACUGCCCCAGCUGUGGUGCCUAUGUUGGAACAUAUGAAAAUUAAUGAGAAUAAGGCGGAUUUUCAAGGACGUAUAUUUAAAAAUUUAAGGGAUCAAUGAAAAACAAUCCCCCGCAAGGUCCGAAUCUUCAAGAAAAUCAUGAAUUUCCACUGCAAAAAAAGCUGUGAAGUCAAUGUUUUUAUCAACUGAUUCGUGAUUCAUCUUAUACACUUGAAGAUUUCCUGAGAACUACUGCACAUACGGCUUCUCUGUUUGCAUUCAAAAUGUAUCAUUUCAGCAAAAUCUUAUCGCAAUAAAUUUAUUUCUUCAUUUACUAAA
This is a messenger RNA of Lutzomyia longipalpis, 982 nucleotides long. RefSeq names its product lipopolysaccharide-induced tumor necrosis factor-alpha factor homolog. NCBI's taxonomy places the organism in Eukaryota, Metazoa, Arthropoda, Insecta, Diptera, Psychodidae. Bases 253 to 708 code for a protein of 151 amino acids. The transcript is spliced from 4 exons. The record is from RefSeq and is a predicted model, not a curated record. Gene Ontology annotation, molecular function: zinc ion binding.